Molecule: messenger RNA, 591 nt
Organism: Vanrija pseudolonga
Lineage: Eukaryota; Fungi; Basidiomycota; Tremellomycetes; Trichosporonales; Trichosporonaceae
Exons: 4
Coding region: 22-591 (189 amino acids)
Source: RefSeq, a predicted model, not a curated record
CUUGUGCUUGUAUCACCCAAAAUGUUCGCGACUAUCCGUCCCUCGCACCCUGGUCGGGUGGGGAGCAGCUCCUCCAGCUCGAGCACGAUCAGCGCUCGCGGGCGCCCCGCGCCGGCCAUGACCACGGCGGACGGCGUGCUCUCCGCCCUUGGCCAAGAUGACGCCAACGACCCCAGCUACGCCCUCGACAUCCUCCGCACGUACGUGCGCUCCAAGCGCGAGCGCGGGCGCAGCCUCGAGCAGGUCAACUUCAAGCUUGCAAUCCUGGAGCGUCGGAUGCCCUACCUCUCCCAAGCACCAGCCUUCGUCUCGGUACGACAGGAGUACGGCCUGCGCGCGAGCUUCGUAAUCACGCGGCUCAUGACGCGCCUGGACCGCGAGCGGGCGGAGGAGGCGCUCGUUGCGCGAGUCACGCGGCGCAGCAGCGCCGACGCGCUCGACGUCGAGCUCGAGAUUGUGCCCCCUCCGCCGUAUGCACCCCAGCCGCCCUCGUACGAGUGCGCGCUGUGCGCCGUCACGGUCGAGGGGCUGCCGCCGGGCAUUCGCGACAGACGCAAGUGCUCGCAGCCAGGCCGGAGCGCAGGCCACUAG